AUGGACGAACCACAGUCCUCCACCUCGCCACCAAUUUCACCCAGGAAGGGUGCCCGGAUUGGUUUUUCCCUCCCGCGGGAAUCCGAACAAUCGCAAAAGAGUUCGAGCGGGCCCCCCUCAAGCCGCCUCUCCCGCCUCUCCGCCUCCUCCGACGCUCCCUCGGUUAUCCAAACGGACCGGUCAGUCCGGCGGAGCCGCACUUCUCACAAUGGCGUUCACUUCGAGUCGGGCGAGAUCCCAAGUCACGAGAGCCAGAUGAAUCUGACGGCGCUGAUGGAGCUGCGCAAGGCGUUCCUCAGUGCAGACAUCGACGGUUCAGAAGAGCUGGACGAAGAGGAGUUCGUCCGAGCGUUUAAGAACAUCAAGGCCCUGGGCAAGGGGAUGGAUGAGCAACAGUUGACGCACCUGUUCAUGAAGAUCGACGCCAACAGCGACGGGUCCGUCGACUGGGUUGAGUUCACGGACUACCUUUUACUGCAGCAGCUUGCCAUGAGCGACGAGGCGGCCGCGGGCGACCACACUUACGUGAAGCAGCGAGUGCCCGCUCAUAAGCCCACCGAAGUCGACGAGAACGCGCGCGGGGACUCGGGACACAGCUUUCUCGCGCGCGGGGGGUUCGCGCUCGCGGCGACCAUGCCCCCUCUGAUCCAGAAGAUUGGCUACAUCAGCAGCUUUCACCAGUACGUCACGGCGUCACAAGACGGCCUGAUCAAGCUGUGGAGCCCCGUCACGCUGCAACCCGUCCGGACGAUCAACAAUGGUCCGGCGUGGAUCACGGACAUGCAGGUGUCCGAGAGUAUGCGGACGCUGGUGACGUUGGGUAUGGACAGAAGCCUGUCGUUCUACAGCACAGCCCGGCCGACCCUGGACAAAGUGGGUCGGAUCCAGAACAUAGAAACGGUGCCCAUGACCGCGCUCUGGGUGCCCGGGGAACGGGAGCGGCUCUUGUACGGAGACGACAAGGGCGCGCUGUACGACCUGCAGUUUGCGGACGAGUGGGGCACAAAGCCCGGCAGCGGGGCCCCCCCGGUGGUGGCGGAACACACGUUGCCGGGGAUCAAGAUUUCGGCGCCGUGGAAGGUGCACAAGAACUGGGUGACGCGGCUCAAGUACAUCUCGCACUCUGCGAGUCUUUUGAGUUGCUCAUUGGAUGGGUACCUGAAUAUGCUGGACUACGAGAAGCGGGAGGUCAAGUGGGCGGCUAAAGAACACCAAAAGGGAGUCUACGCCUGCGACUACUGCAGGAGCUUCAACUUCAUCGUCACGUGCGGGGUGGAGCGCAACAUCCUGCUGUGGAGCCCCUACUCGGCGCGGCCGCUCGCGACGCUGCAAGGACAUUCGGCGCCGGUCAUGGACGUGUUCGUGAACGAGAGCGAGGCGCAGAUCCUGAGCCUGGGCGCGGACAAGGUCGUCAAGGUGUGGGACUUCCGGACCAACCGCUGCAUCCAAACGCUGUCCGAGCCCGGUGUGAAUACGCCCAGCAUCACGGCGCUGUUCCAAAACCCCGAAACCCGCGCGCUCGUCGCGGGUGGCCUCGCGCUUCAACAGUGGAACCAGAAGAAAGCGAAGGAAGUGCUGCCCAGCCAAGUGUGCACCGCACUGUAUAACGCGAACUUUAGACAGCUGGUGGUAUUGGAGGCGGAAGGCGCGAUCACGGUGUGGAACGUCGACGACGGGGAGCGCGUAUUUACUUUCAGUGACCCGCUAAACAAGGCAAGCAAGAUCAGCGCUGCUGUUUUCGACCACACGGGGCGGCGGCUCCUUGUGGGGGGCCAGGACGGGUCGGUCCGCGUUUGGAACUUCAACAACGGGGCGUGCCUCAAGACGUUUGUGGGAUUUGGCGACAUGGAGGUGACGUGCGUGGCGUCAGUCGUGGAGACGAAGGCGUGCUUCGUCGCCGCAGCUGGCUGGAACGCGCAUGUGUGCGUGUGGGAGGAUUCGCACACGGACACCGUCACCAACCACAAGAUGUUCGUCGGACACGCGGAUGACGUCAGCUGCAUGGCGAUGGUCGCGCCCGGGGUGCUGGCCACCGGGUGCCAGGACGGGAAGGUUAUAGUGUGGAAAAUGGACGGCACCAUUCGGACGACCCUGAAGCGCGAGGACCGCGCGACGGAGGCCCUCGAGCGGACGUCCGUGCUCGCGCUGUGUCCGCUUCCGGCGCAGGCGCAGACCCUGGCGGUCGCCGGAACGGACGGGAAGGUUGCCAUCUGGCGGAUCGCGGACGCUUCUUUAGUGUAUCUAUUAGACACCGGACACAUGGGGACGCUGGGGCCAAUGGUGUCAACCCUAGAUAAUAAGACGCUCUUCACAACCGAUACCUCCGGCACAAUCAAGUCGUGGGACCUUUCUUCCGGCACGUUCCGGCGGCAGACGAACCUGGACGGAACGGCACGGCGGAGCAGCCGCCGGCAGGUGACCGUCGGCCCAAUGCGCAUUAAAGAAAACUACUGCAUCCAAACGGAGGACGGAGAGAUGGUGGCGAUAGCUUAUGCGGACGCAGAGCGUAUGGUGCUCACGGCGUGCGCGAGCGGGUCCAGCCGACUUUGGACGUCCGACGGGGUGCCCAUCGGCCGAUUCGGACAAGAGAAGGCGUGGAACCUCAGGGAUCGAGGCACGUGGAUCUCUGAAAAACCUUCUUAUUCGCCCCUGAAUUCCCUGGCGGAGGUCGACGAAUCAGCGCCGCACACGUGGCACACUCUGGGCCGCGGGCUGACGAUGCCGCGUCUCGGGAGACUGCUCCUGGAACGGGACGAAGAGGCUUCGGAUGAGGAGAAUGAGGAAGACGAUUCCCCGGGGGUUGCCCCUGCGCAAGAAGAGGAGGAAAUUUUGUGGUCGGUAGAAGACCAGGUGGACCAGUUCUUAGAGGCGCACAAGCGGAAGGUUCACGGGACUUCCGUCAGCCUCCAAAAGCUGACGUCAGGCGGUUUGAAAGUCAAGGAUCUUGCCCCGAUAGAAUCAAUUAAGCACCUGUCACCGUCGAAGACUCCCCAGCAAACAUCACACCAUUGAAGCUUGAACUUGUCGACUAGCUUAUCUGACGUUAGAAAACGCAACUAGGAUCAAAUCUGAGGGUACAAGCACAUCUGGCUCUGCCUCAUAUGUGCCUAGUCAGCUUAGGAAUGAUCCUCCGGAGUUCUACUCUCAGGCGCUCGGAUCUUAUUUAAGGGUCAAGCAAAGUCGCAGUAAUCCUUUCCCUUACCGAGCUACAGACGUAACCAGGAAGUCGAGUCUUUGAGUCUGAAUGGGUUUUGGGCACCUGAAAGCGCGCUCCGAAGGAUGGAGAGCUACAGCGACAAAAGCAGGAUUCUCUCGUGUGCUCUUGCUGCCAACUUAUAAAGUCUAAGGCGGACGCAACGUGACAGCUCGCUCCUGGCUUACCCCUCACCAUGAUCAUUGAGCAACUGUCGGUCAACUUAAGAAACACAUCAGGCAUGGUUUACGAAGAGAUGAAACUUGUACCUUGCUUCGUUGCUGCUAAUAUUUGCAAAGAAUUCAGUCUCCUGUAGGACGGAAUGCCUGCCCAGCAGAUCUGUCGGUUGCAGACACGGUUCGAGCGAUUCAAAGAGCUAAUGAGCU
Molecule: messenger RNA, 3579 nt
Organism: Klebsormidium nitens
Lineage: Eukaryota; Viridiplantae; Streptophyta; Klebsormidiophyceae; Klebsormidiales; Klebsormidiaceae
Source: the annotation of a GenBank genome assembly